ACUCAGGAUUAAUUUGCCAUCUGUACUGAAGAAAUAGAGGGUGAGACAGAAUGAUAAUUGCUCUGCCAUUAUAAUAGUUGACCUGAAAGAGAUAGCUGAUUGUAAAAGAUAAUGAUUAAGAAGCUAAGAAUGCUUACGUCACAUCAUCAUUUCUGUUCUGAGAUAUUUUGGAGUGUAACAAUGUGCUCUUGUCCACUCUCGGACACGACUGGCUUUUGGACUAAUUCUGAGCCUCAGAGUACAGCUAAGAUGGACUCCUGUCAUAUUUCGCAACAGCAGGUUUUUUUUUUUGUUUUGUUUUUUGGGGAUGUUUAAUCUGAUUUCUCCCUCUGGCCUCAUCUUAGUCUGUCUGCUUCUAAACAUGAACAAUCCCAAAGAAUAAGCCCAUCCCUGUACUUAAAGUAAUACCCCUAUUCCCUACCUCCAUUCCAAGAAUUCAAGGCAAGUCAUCACUGGUGCACAAACACUGUGCUGAUUCAGCAGCAUGAUAUCUGUAUAUAUGUGUGUGUGUAUGAGAGAGAGUAUAAUUCUUUAUAACCUCAUAACACAUUCUGUUGUGUUGUUAUUCUCCCGUUACGUCUUUAUUAUUUUGUGUAUUACACCCGUUUCAUGACAUAACAGCAUUUAAGAGGAUCAUCCCCUUGGUUUUACAGCAGGGCUGUUUUCUCUGUUCUGACUUCUGUCUCUCUGAAGAUGUUUCUCUCUCUCUCUCUCUCUCUCUCUCACACACACACAACCACGCCCAGCGUUCACAGUAGGGUAAAUCCCUGAAUGUGUAGCCAGCCUGUAAAAGGGAACAUUUUUCUCCUUAUGAAAUAGUGGGUGGCCCCCUUUCUCUCAUUUCCUCUCGCUGUCACUCCAUCUGUUUUCUUUAGCGAGAGUCUCCUUUCUAACCGCGUGCCGUGUCAGAGGGUCACCGUGGCCCUGUCUGCAGUGGAGUGUGGCGGUGCAUUCUGGGACCUUCAGUCCUUUUUGUCAUUCCCCUCUACCUGUUCAUUUUGUCUCAUCUUUCAUUCCAUCCCUGCACACUUCACUCAUCUACACAGCCAGGGCUGACUUUGUGCCCCCAGGGACAGCCUAAAAGGUGGGAAACCCUCGCGUGGAGCUCACUCUCUCAGAGCUGCAGGAGAUGGCCACUCGUCAGCAGCAGCAAAUUGAGGCCCAGCAACAGAUGCUUGUCGCUAAGGAGCAACGGUUGCGCUAUUUGAAGCAGCAGGAGCGACGGCAGCAGCAGGCUGUGUCUGAGACAGAGAAACUCCAGAGGUUAAAGGAGAGGGUGGAGAGUCAGGAAGCCAAACUCAAGAAGAUCCGUGCCAUGAGGGGCCAAGUGGACUACAGCAAAGUCAUCAAUGGCAACCUGUCCACAGAGAUCGAGCACAUCAGCGGGCUGUUCCAGGACAAGCAGGCAGAGCUGCAGGCAGCCGUCUUGAGGGUGGAUCAGCUCAGCCAGCAGCUGGAGGACCUGAGGAGAGGUAAACUAAAUGGCCUGCAGACCCUCGGUGGUCAGGUCACCGGCACCGCUGCCCUGGAGCUCCGCAAACUGUACCAGGAGCUGCAGAUACGCAAUAAGCUGAAUCAGGAGCAGAACAGUAAACUUCAGCAGCAGAAAGAGCUGUUGAAUAAGAGAAACAUGGAGGUGACACUGAUGGACAAGCGUAUCAAUGAGCUCAGAGAUCGACUAUACAAGAGAAAAGCUGAGGCACGUCAAAAAGAAAACCUUCCACUGAAUAGAGUAAACUGUCCACCCUCUCCCCAGCCGGCUCCCGGAAACACUGGUCGUGUGGCUGCUGUGGGACCCUACAUCCAGGUCCCAGUGCCAGGCAGGCAGGAGGGUUAUGUAGUGCCCCUUGAACCUCUCAAACCUCAGUCACUGGGUGUUAACACCCCACCCAACCAUGCCCGCUCCAAAUCAGAUGGAGUGAGAAAGCCUCCUGGCCCCUGGAAGGUCUCUGAUUUAGACAUCAUAGUGGACCCGAAUGCUCCACCCCCACCAGAGCCCCGCCCAGGCCCUGGGGCUCCACCCCCAGUCACCGGCUCUGCGGCAGGGUCGGACAGCGCUUCUCCAAAUGAUGGCGGUUGGCCCACCCUCAACAAGAGCAACACAUCAGUCAAAGCACCUGACUGGAAGGAGUCUGGAACAGACACGACCAGUAAAACGGCAUCACCUGCAGGCACUCCUGGAGAUAAGGAUUCCAGUAAAAUGGGCUCAGCUCCUCCUCUCAGUAAGCCCCAGCCUCCCCCGUACGGAGCCCAUACCAGCAGCCACCCUCUCUCGUCUGCCAACUCGGGUUCCACCAGCUCUUUGGACCGACGCAAGGAUGUUCCUCUCAGACCGGUGCCCAGCCUACCCACCAACCCACUGCCGCAGCCGGCCUGGCCCCGUGUUCCCCCUGCACCCACCGGCUCUUCCUCUCAGCAGAUCCAGCAGCGCAUUUCCGUGCCCCCCAGUCCCACCUUCCAGCCCAGUCCACCCUUUUUCCCCCCCAGUGAGAGGCCAGACCCUCCUCUGGCUGUAGCGGUAAGGCCGUUCAUCCCAGAUAAGGGCUCCAGACCGCAGUCACCCAGAAAAGGCCCAGCCACUAUGAACUCAAGCUCCAUCUACCAUAUGUACCUACAACAAACAGCCCCCAAGAACUACCCUCUGAACAUCAAGCCGGCAGUCAAAGCAGUAUAUGGUAAGCCAGUCCUGCCUCCCAGCUCAGCACCCCCCUCUCCCUUACUUUUUGGGGGUUCUGGGGCCUUUCCCGCCCUGCAGGGUCCAGGAGGAGACAUGUUGGAUUUUGAGCUGGACCUUGAUGGUCAAAUUAUGGGUGUUCCUGAGCCACCCCCACCCAACGUGGACCACAUCCCACGACCUCUCAGCCCUACUAAACUCACACCCAUGGUGCACUCCCCUCUGCGCUACCAGAGCGAUGCUGAGCUGGAGGCCUUGCGCAAGAAACUGGCCAAUGCUCCACGACCACUUAAGAAACGCAGCUCGAUUACGGAACCAGAGGGUCCCAAUGGGCCCAACAUCCAGAAACUCCUCUAUCAGCGGUUCAACACCCUGGCUGGAGGGAUAGAAGGAGGAGUGGACGGUGUGAGUGGAGGUGGAGGAGUGACUCCAUUCUACCAGCCCUCCGUGGCCACAGGUGAAAUGCUCUUUGAUGCAGACAAUGGGAAUCAACCUUCAGAAACACCCAUCGUGCCCUCGGAGGGCACUGUUGCUGAGGAUGUUGUCCCGCAAGGUGAUGCCAAUGAUAAUGAGCCCCCAGAACAAGCGGCUGAGACGCUGACCCCUCCAGCACCAGAACUGUCAGAAGACAAUAACAAUAAUCCUGCAGAAACAUUAGCAAUUUUACCAAGUCCUGUAGCUGAGGCCAGCACACCUGAAGAAGCAGACACCUGUCCCUCAUCCCAGCCCACGGGCAAACGCACAAACCUAAAGAAACCCGAUUCAGAGCGGACGGGUCACGGCCUUAGAGUGAAGUUCAACCCACUCGCUCUGCUGCUGGAUGCCUCACUGGAGGGCGAGUUUGACCUUGUACAAAGGAUAAUCUAUGAGGUUGACAAUCCCAGCACCCCUAAUGAUGAGGGCAUCACACCCCUCCAUAACGCAGUGUGUGCCGGACACCACCACAUCGUCAAGUUCCUGCUGGACUUUGGUGUUAAUGUGAAUGCAGCUGACAGUGAUGGCUGGACGCCCUUGCACUGUGCCGCCUCCUGUAACAGCGUGCACCUGUGUAAGAUACUGGUGGAGUCUGGUGCUGCCAUCUUUGCCACCACUAUCAGUGAUGUAGAGACGGCAGCAGACAAAUGUGAGGAGAUGGAGGAGGGUUACAUACAGUGCUCACAGUUUCUCUAUGGUGUGCAGGAGAAGUUGGGAGUGAUGAAUAAGGGAGUUGUGUACGCGCUGUGGGAGUAUGAGGCUCAGAGCGCAGAUGAGCUUUCCUUUCAGAAGGGUGAUGCCAUUACUGUCCUACGCAGGAAGGACGAUACCGAGACGGAGUGGUGGUGGAGUAAACUCAAUGACAAAGAGGGCUAUGUGCCUCGGAACCUAUUAGGGCUUUACCCCAGAAUAAAACCAUGUCAGAGGUCUCUGGCGUAACUCUCUCGUGGGUGACCGACCGGACUGAUGUCUCGAGGUGUUGAACCUCCGUCUUUCACCUCUAUGUGCCACUUGGACCACAGAAGGGGUGAAGCUGCUAAACCCUGAACCUGGAGGCACUAUUAACCGCACUACUCAAACACACUCUCCAGCGAACACCAGGCCAAACAAGCAGCCUCAGGUUUCUCGGUCUGCCCCCAUCAGCUCAGCCACCAGGCCUCCGUAUCUCCUACUCCACUCCUCACGCGCUCUCUUGUAUUCAUGUAAAAUGUAUUACAGCUGUACAUCACACCUUGGGGAUCAAGCAUUAAUCACUUUGACAAGAGCUUUUCUUUAUUUGUAGUUGCUUACCCAUGAUGCUUUGCUGAGAGGACCAGGGCAGGCAGUGCUCUUUAUCAGAGAGAGAUUCUGUAUACUUGGAAUUUAACUGGAUGAAUGAGAGCUGAGGUUAUGUAGGCUUCAAACAAAGGACUUGUGUGUGAAUUUUAUAGCUCAUCUACAAAAACGAGUGUAUAAACUGGAAGUAUAUGAGCGCAGAGAACAAAAUAUAAAUAGUUUGCAAUUAUUCUGAUCUAUGACUGAGGAAUCCCAUAAACUGAUGGGCAUGUAUAUGAUUCAUAAAGGUGCAUAUAAGUGAGAGUGUAUGUGUUGCGUGUGGGAUUUAUGUAUGAGUGUGAAUUGUUUUUCUUUUUUUUCUUCCUCCACUGCAGUGAGCAUCAUACAAAAGUGUGAAGUGCUGAGAAGAGUGUUUUGAAGAAUGUGUGUGAAGUGUUAGAAAGAUUUAGAUGAACCAUCAUUUCUAAAAGCAGUAAGUAUCUAGCUUACAGUGACUUGCAGCAUUCGUUUUGUCAGUUUGUUGGCUGUAGAGGGUUUGGCUAGAGUGUCACGGCUCCCAUGAAUUAAGCUUUUUCAAUUAUUUUAAACUUUUGUUUUGUUUUUGAAUGUUUCUUUAUAUUAUUCCAGCCCAUUCCACUCCACUCCACUUUUUAGUCAUGUGAAAUGAUUUUUAUAUUCUGCCGUUAAGGCAGUGAAGAGCUUUAUUGUGGAGUUUAACCUUGUAAAUACUGUGAUGAGGACAGGAGAGGAGACAUGCUUGACUCGAUGCUAUUAGACUAAACUGCCCGUGUGGGCUUCUGUGAAAUACAGUGACUCGCACCUUGUGUUCUAAACAUGACAACAUAAUAAAAAGAAAUGAGUCGUAGCAAGAAA
Molecule: messenger RNA, 5296 nt
Organism: Cyprinus carpio (common carp)
Lineage: Eukaryota; Metazoa; Chordata; Actinopteri; Cypriniformes; Cyprinidae
Product: protein phosphatase 1, regulatory subunit 13Bb
Biological process (GO): regulation of apoptotic process; apoptotic process; negative regulation of cell cycle
Cellular component (GO): nucleus
Molecular function (GO): transcription factor binding; p53 binding
Source: RefSeq, a predicted model, not a curated record